This is a messenger RNA of Abrus precatorius (Indian licorice), 984 nucleotides long. RefSeq names its product peroxidase 47-like. Bases 1 to 984 code for a protein of 327 amino acids. The record is from RefSeq and is a predicted model, not a curated record. Gene Ontology annotation, cellular component: plant-type cell wall; plasmodesma. Gene Ontology annotation, molecular function: peroxidase activity; heme binding. Gene Ontology annotation, biological process: hydrogen peroxide catabolic process; response to oxidative stress. NCBI's taxonomy places the organism in Eukaryota, Viridiplantae, Streptophyta, Magnoliopsida, Fabales, Fabaceae. The transcript is spliced from 4 exons.
AUGCUGUACAAAUCAUCUGUGAGGCCUUUGAAGAUGGCUGUGGCUAAUUUGCUUACACUGUUUUUGCUAAUUGAGGUGUUCGCACACGGCUUCAGAUUUGGAACAGAUGGCUUAAACAUGAACUACUACUACUUGAUGAAUUGUCCUUUUGUUGAACCUGUUGUUAAGAACAUAGUCAAUAGAGCUUUGCAGGAUGAUCCCACCCUAGCUGCUGGUCUUAUUAGAAUGCAUUUCCAUGACUGCUUCAUUGAGGGAUGUGAUGGAUCAAUUCUGAUAGAUUCCACAAAGAGUAAUACAGCAGAAAAGGAUUCACCAGCAAAUUUGAGCCUGAGAGGCUACGAAGUCAUAGAUGAAAUCAAAGAAGAGCUUGAAAGCCAAUGCCCUGGCGUGGUUUCAUGUGCUGAUAUUCUAGCUAUGGCUGCUAGAGACGCAGUUUUCUUCGCUGGAGGGCCAGUGUAUGACAUACCUAAAGGAAGAAAAGAUGGAAAAAGGUCCAAAAUUGAGGAUACUAUCAAUUUGCCAUUCCCUACCUUUAAUGCCUCUGAGCUUAUUAAAUUGUUUGGACAACAUGGUUUUUCUGCACAAGAGAUGGUGGCUCUCUCUGGGGCUCAUACACUAGGAGUGGCAAGGUGUGCUUCUUUCAAGAACCGAUUGAGCCAAGUGGACCCCACUUUGGAUACAGAAUUUGCCAAGACACUGUCGAGAACAUGCAGUUCUGGCGACAACGCAGAGCAGCCAUUCGAUGCGACGAGGAACGAUUUUGACAACGUUUACUACAAUGCUUUGUUGAGGAAAAAUGGGGUUCUUACAUCAGACCAAACACUAUACACUAGCCCCAAAACCAGGAACUUUGUGAAUGCUUAUGCAUUGAACCAAGCCAUGUUCUUCCUUGACUUCCAACAAGCAAUGGUGAAGAUGGGCCUCCUUGAUAUCAAAGACAGUUCCAAAGGGGAAGUACGAGAAAAUUGUCGCAGAAUCAAUUGA